Messenger RNA from Durio zibethinus, 672 nucleotides. RefSeq lists its product as uncharacterized. The record is from RefSeq and is a predicted model, not a curated record. Gene Ontology annotation, molecular function: DNA-binding transcription factor activity; DNA binding. Lineage: Eukaryota; Viridiplantae; Streptophyta; Magnoliopsida; Malvales; Malvaceae.
CCUACUUCCGGUUACAAAUUAGUUAGUAUGAUUUAAUUUUAAGCCUCCAUGUUCAUAAUUCUGUGUAUAUUUUGUCUCUGAUUAUAUGCUAUGAUUCCUAGACUUGGAUAUUGAAGAUAGAGAGCGGAAGCUAGAUAGCUUGGAAAGAUGGAGGGAAAUAGAGGCAUCGAAUGUUCAAAGACAAGCCCAUCUAAACAAAAUCAGGCUGAGAGUGAGAGUGAAGAAAAUGACGGUGAAAGUAAGCCUAGAAAUGGAGGAACCUUAAGCAACAGCACUGUGGAAGAGAAUGAGAAGAAGCCAACAGUAAGGCCUUACGUCAGAUCCAAGAUGCCAAGGCUCCGGUGGACACCCGAUCUUCACCUUCAUUUUGUUCACGCAGUUGAGAGACUCGGUGGACAAGACAGAGCUACCCCAAAGUUAGUUCUUCAACUGAUGAAUAUAAAAGGACUUAGCAUCGCUCAUGUCAAGAGCCAUCUACAGAUGUAUAGAAGCAAGAAGAUUGAUGACCGGGGACAAAUCAUAAGCGAUCAUAGGCAUCUUGUGGAAAUUGGAGAACCAAAUAUUUAUAACCUCAGCCAACUGCCCAUGCUGCAAGGAUAUAAUAAAUAUCAUCAAGGCAAUACUUCUAGUAGUUUCAGGUACCAAAUUUAACAAUCAACAUUCAAUCUUUCA